Molecule: messenger RNA, 2745 nt
Organism: Neocloeon triangulifer
Lineage: Eukaryota; Metazoa; Arthropoda; Insecta; Ephemeroptera; Baetidae
Product: trehalase
Exons: 8
Coding region: 352-2229 (625 amino acids)
Biological process (GO): trehalose catabolic process
Molecular function (GO): alpha,alpha-trehalase activity
Source: RefSeq, a predicted model, not a curated record
UCAAUACUGGCACGCCCCCGUUGUAGAAGCAGAAGUUUUUGCGAAAAACAUAACAAACUAUGUUGUCGGUUGCCUUUUCCUCGGCAAAAUCUCGGGGUUUCAGGUCCUGACAAAGGACUUUGAUUUUUGACUGCUGAUUCGAAACUGUGCGCCGGAAAUUAUGUUGAGAGUUGAGACUGAAAAAGUGGGCUGUCAACACCCUGACCCCUGAAGCAAAAUUACUAUUUUCAACAUAUAUAUUCAGGUGUGUGACCCCUGCAACAUGUCCAUCUGCCGAAGAAAGUGAAAUUCAUUCUCUGUGAUUUUUACAUUUUGAAGCUCAAUACGAAACAAAAUAUCAAAGUAAAAAUAAUGCAGUGCCUGUUCCUUGUAAUGUUGUGCGUGGUCGGCGCCCUGAGCAAGAUUUCUGACCUGCCACCGCCAUGCCCUAGUGAAAUUUACUGUCACGGCGAUUUGUUGAAAACGGUCCAGAUGAAUUCACCGUACGCCGACUCGAAGACCUUUGUCGACAUGAAGAUGCGAUUCGGCGUGGGCGAGACGCUGCUGCGUUUUGAACAAAUGAUGAACUCGACCGGCCAGAACCCUGGCAAGCACGAAAUCGAAAUCUUCCUCAACAACACCUUCGAUCCGGCGGGCAGCGAGUUUGAGGCCUGGGAGCCGUCCGACUGGAAACCCAAACCAAAGUUCCUGGACGAGAUCGUUGACCCUGACCUCAAAGACUGGGGGGUGCAGCUCAAUGACCUGUGGAAGCUGCUCGGCCGCAAGAUCAAGGACGACGUCCGCGUUCACCCUGAGCAAUAUUCAAUCAUCUACGUCCCGAACCCUGUCAUUGUCCCUGGCGGACGUUUCAGGGAGUUUUACUACUGGGACUCCUACUGGAUUGUCAGAGGUCUCCUCCAGUCAGAAAUGUACAACACUGUUAAAGGAAUGCUGAGCAACUUUUUGGCCAUUGUUGAUGAGUUCGGCUUUAUUCCGAACGGCGGCCGCAUUUACUACAGCCAAAGGUCGCAGCCACCUUUGCUGAUCCCAAUGAUGGAGGCCUACUAUCAGCAGACCAAGGACCUCAAGUUCAUCCGCGACAACAUCGGCACCCUCGAAAAGGAAAUCGCCUUCUGGAUGACCAACCACACUGUAGACGUAGACAAGGACGGAAAAUAUUACAAACUGGCUGUGUACGGCGACAGGUCGUCAGGGCCGCGACCUGAGUCCUUCAGGGAAGAUUACGAAACGGCGCAUUACUUCCAUACUGACGAGGAGCGUGAAGAGUAUUAUUCUGAGCUCAAGGCCGCUGCUGAGUCUGGCUGGGACUUUUCCACCAGAUGGUUUGUCCUCGACGGCACCAAUCAAGGCAACAUCACGAACCUGAAAACAAGAAAAAUCGUCCCUGUUGACCUGAACGCCUUCCUCUUCUGGGACAUGCAGAUUGUCUCCGACUUUUACCACCUUUUGGGCAACGAAGAAAGAUCAAAAUUCUACAAGGAUAAGUCCGAAACGUGGCUGGAAGCAGUGACCGAAGUGCUGUGGCACGAAGAGGUGGGCGUCUGGCUCGACUACGACCUGAUCAACGAGAAAAAGCGCGACUACUUCUACCCCAGCAACCUGGCGCCUCUCUUCACAGGUUGCUACGACAAGAAAAACGAAGGUGAUAUCGUCAAGGGCGUGAUGAAGUACCUGCAGAAGACCAACGUAAUGGUCAACCUGGGCGGCAUCCCUGCCUCACUUGAGCACUCUGGGGAGCAGUGGGACUACCCGAACUCGUGGCCACCACUCGUCUAUAUCAUGAUUUACGGCCUGGACAGAGUCGAUGACACUUUCGCCAAAGAACUUGCCUAUGAAAUUGCCGAGCGAUGGAUCCGUGCUAACUACAAAGGCUUCAAAGAGACCCACGCUAUGUUUGAAAAGUACGAUGCCACAAUUCCUGGUGGCUACGGUGGCGGCGGCGAGUACGAGUUGCAACUGGGCUUUGGUUGGACCAAUGGCGUGAUCAUGGACUUGCUGGUCAAGUACGGUGACCGCCUGACCCCCCAGGAAGUGAUCGGGACACAUGAAAAUGCCAGCCCGCCUGAACAUUCGGUAACCCCAGCUCUUGUGUUUCUAGCACUAGUCAUGGCCAGCAUGGCGUUGGUGGUGUACGCUCGGAAACAGAUCGUGGACCAGCGGGGGAGGUUUUGCCCGCGUUUUUUCGGUGACUACCAAGAACUACAGACCAAUUUGAACACAGCAAGUUGAUCAGAACGAAGACAUAGUGAGAUAUUUAAUUGUGUCAGAAAUGUAGUUCAAGAUCUGAAAAAUCUUACUUAGUCUUGCCACGCUCCAGUGACUGAUCUGUGCCAUUUGAAUCUCUCAAGAGCAUAUCGAUGUGUUCACUUGUUAUAACAGUUGAGAUCUUUUUGAAGGUCAAAAUUUUUAUUCAGGUCCAAUAUCAAUUUUUGUACCGAUUCGAAAGAUGCUUUGGAGAAAAUGUUUUUGCCAAAACUGUUCAAUUUAUUUGCUUUCAAAGUUUCUCCGUUAAAAUGGUGGUUUAAUCAACUUUCUAUUUUCCCCAAAAAGCAUUUGUGUGGCGGUGUGACAUAUCAUCAGAAUCGUCUCUGCAAUAGCAAAAAAAUUAUGAACAUCAGAUUAACCAACCCUCUUUAAUAAGCGUUCCUUUAGCUCUCUCAUAUCUUAUGAAUCUCAUUGUAAUUGACCCAAGUAGAAAAACUCUCAAUUUUUGUUGUUAAAUAUUUAAUAAAAAGCAGAGAAAAG